GACUCAGAUUCCUUUCUGAUCAAAUUAUUAUCAAGUUAUCAUAUAAGUUAUAAUAUAUAUCAAGUUAUUAUACAUAUAUAUAAUUUUAUUUUACAUAUAUAUACAUAUAUAAUUUUUUUAUUCAAUUCAUGCCUAUUUUCUCAAAUGCACAUUGCCACGUUAUGUCACUGGAAACCACUAGAAACUGAUUACGUUUUUGGCAACGUGAUCGACAGGGCAGACGCCGCCGUGAUUUAUGCCGAAUUGUAUAAAAUUGAAUUAAACAUCAUAAAUAUUUGAAAAAAAAGUUAAUAAUUAUGACUAUCGUAGCUCAUUUAAGUCGCAACGUCAAUUUAAGUCGACUGUCGAAAAUACGGCCAUAUAUUUACAAACAAAAUGUACGAUUAUUGGCGUCGUACGCCAAAUUUGCUGAGCACAAACCAUUGGAGAAGAUCAGAAACAUCGGUAUAUCGGCUCACAUUGAUUCUGGAAAAACGACUUUAACUGAACGUAUCCUGUAUUACACCGGCAGAAUAUCCGAGAUGCACGAGGUAAAGGGAAAAGAUAACGUGGGUGCAACUAUGGACAGUAUGGAAUUGGAAAGGCAAAGAGGCAUUACUAUUCAAUCUGCUGCCACAUAUACAUUAUGGAAAGAUCAUAACAUCAACAUCAUUGAUACGCCUGGUCACGUGGAUUUUACAGUGGAAGUUGAAAGAGCUUUGCGCGUUUUGGAUGGUGCUAUUCUUGUCCUCUGCGCCGUGGGUGGCGUUCAGUCGCAGACUCUGACUGUGAAUCGACAGAUGAAGAGAUACAGCGUUCCCUGCUUGGCAUUCAUUAAUAAGCUGGAUAGAAUGGGUGCAAAUCCAAAGAGAGUUCUACAACAGAUGAGGAGCAAGCUGCAUCAUAACGCUGCAUUCAUACAGUUACCAAUCGGUCUCGAGAGUAAUACAAAGGGCAUAGUAGAUUUAGUUACUCAAAAAGCAAUUUAUUUUGAAGGGAAUUUUGGGGAAGUUGUUAGGGAGGAUGAAAUCCCAAAGGAUAUGAAUGCAGAGGUAAAUGAAAGAAGGCAAGAAUUAAUCGAGCACUUGAGCAAUGCAGACGAUACGUUUGGUGAUUUGUAUUUAAAUGAAACAAAAAUAACUGAGAAAGAUAUUAUGGACGCCAUACGCAGGAGUUGCUUAAAAAGAAAGUUUACACCUGUGCUAGUUGGCACUGCAUUGAAAAAUAAGGGAGUUCAGCCAUUAUUAGAUGCAGUAAUAAGUUAUUUACCGAAUCCGGGAGAAGUAGAGAAUUAUGCUCUUCAACCAAAAUCCGAGGGUGAAUAUGAUAAAAUUUUAUUAGAUUCUAAUCGAGAUGACAAUAAACCUUUUGUUGGAUUGGCAUUCAAGUUGGAGGCUGGUAAAUUUGGUCAAUUAACAUAUUUUCGUUGUUACCAGGGAAUGUUAAGAAAAUCGGAAACCAUAUAUAACACAAGAACACGAAAAAAGGUACGGAUACAAAAAUUAGUUCGACUUCAUGCAAAUCAAAUGGAAGAUGUUACAGAAGUUUAUGCGGGAGAUAUUUUUGCUUUAUUUGGUGUAGACUGUGCAUCUGGUGAUACUUUUGUUAACGAAUCCAAACUAGAUCUGGCGAUGGAAUCUAUUUACGUUCCCGAUUCUGUGGUAUCUAUGUCUAUACAACCAAAAAAUACAAAAGAUCGAGAUAAUUUUGCUAAAGGUAUUGGCCGAUUUACAAAGGAAGAUCCAACUUUGCGUUUUCACUACGAUGUCGAUAACAAGGAAAGCAUAAUUUCUGGUAUGGGCGAAUUGCAUUUGGAAAUUUAUGCGCAAAGAUUAGAACGUGAAUAUAAUUGCCCAGUUAUUCUUGGAAAACCAAAAGUUUCUUUCCGUGAGACUUUAUGUAGACCUUGUGAAUUUGAUUAUCUUCAUAAGAAACAGUCUGGCGGUGCUGGCCAAUAUGCGCGCGUGAUUGGAUUUAUGGAGCCUUUGCCACCCGAGAGAAAUACAACUAUCGAAUUUUCGGAUGAAACUAUAGGAACCAAUGUACCAAAACAAUUUAUUCCGGGCGUAGAGAGAGGUUUCAAGGAAAUGUGCGUAAAAGGGUUGCUUAGUGGUCACAAGAUCGCUGGUGUUAAAUUUAGAAUACUUGAUGGCAUGCAUCAUUGUGUAGACUCGUCGGAACUUGCCUUCUUUCUAGCUGCACAAGGAGCUGUGAAGGAUGUUUUUGAAUAUGGUAGCUGGCAAAUUUUAGAACCAAUUAUGUUGGUCGAAGUAGUGGGCCCACAGGAAUAUCAGGGUUUGGUAUUGGGACAAAUUAACAAGAGAAAAGGACUGAUAAACUCGACGGAAGUAAUAGAUGAAUGGUUCACGAUUGUUGCCGAAGUGCCGCUUAAUGAAAUGUUCGGUUACUCCGCUGAACUGAGAUCAAGCACGCAAGGUAAAGGAGAGUUUACGAUGGAGUAUUCGAGGUAUAGCCCUUGCUUACCAGAAGUGCAGGAACAACUUAUUAGACAAUAUCAAGAAUCGCGGGGAAUAGUAGUCGAAAAAUCUCAGAAAUAUAAAAACUAAUUAUAGAAAAUAAGUACUUUUUGUUUCUUUUUUAGUGAAGAAUUACGCGAUAUUAUCAUGAAUGUUGUAAGUGCGUUAUAAUAAUAUACGCAUUGUUUAUAUAUUUAAUACAUUCGACGUAAACUGAUAAUUAUUUACUAGUAAAAAUAAUUAUUGAUUAAUAAUAAAUAGACAGAAAUAAAAUGUGUAUACUUUUAUAGUAUGUACAAAUGCAUCAAAUGAGUUGUAAAUAUUGUUUCGUAUCUGAAAAUAUGAUAUAAAAUAUAAAAUAAAUAUCUAGAAAGUAA
Molecule: messenger RNA, 2833 nt
Organism: Monomorium pharaonis (pharaoh ant)
Lineage: Eukaryota; Metazoa; Arthropoda; Insecta; Hymenoptera; Formicidae
Gene: mEFG1
Product: elongation factor G, mitochondrial
Exons: 9
Coding region: 297-2546 (749 amino acids)
Biological process (GO): mitochondrial translational elongation
Cellular component (GO): mitochondrion
Molecular function (GO): GTP binding; GTPase activity; translation elongation factor activity
Source: RefSeq, a predicted model, not a curated record